AUGCGUAUAAUUACGUGCAUAAUUACGGCCAGAAUUACGGCAUCUGCCACGGUACGAUUUUACAAAAAUAGCCAUAAAAUUCGUACUUCUAGUCGUUAUUGGGGUUAUAAUCCUUUUUUGUGUUUAUAUGGUAAAUCAAAUCAUACAGUCGUAUUAAAUUCUAUUACGGCAGAAGAAAAAAUGUUUGAUAUUUUUAAUAAAUCAACUAAUUUCACAAUUAACGAUAUUCCUGACCUUCAAGGAAAAAUCGCAAUUGUGACCGGAGCAAAUACAGGAAUAGGAUUUAUUACAGCACAAGAAUUAGCACGUAAAAAUGCACAUGUAUUUGUGGCAUGUAGAGAUCAAACGAAAGGUGAAAAGGCGAUAAGUGAAAUAAAGCGUGUGACAGGAAAUGAUAAAGUAGAAUAUUUACCAUUAAAUUUAUCAAGUUUAAAAUCGGUUCUGAAAGCAACGGAAUUGUUUUUAGAUCGAAAAUUACCGUUACAUAUUCUUGUUAAUAAUGCUGGAAUAAUGGCAACUCCUUUCACAUUAACAGAAGAUGGUAUCCAAGAUCAAUUUGGAAUUAACCACAUUGGUCAUUUUCUUUUUACAAUAAAACUCUUGCCCACAAUCGAAGCUUCUGCACCUUCUAGAAUAGUCAACCUCACCAGUUUGGCACAUAAUCGCGCCCCUAAAUGUGGAAUUGAUUUUGAAAAUCUAAAUAAUCCCAAUGCUUAUGGCUCGUUUUCAAGAUACGGUCAAUCAAAAUUAGCAAAUAUUUUGUUUUCUUUAGAACUCAAUAAAAGACUCGCUGAUAAAGAAGUUUAUGUGAAUUCUGUUCACCCAGGUGUCGUCAAAACAGAUUUAUACCGUAAUUUGAAAGAUAGCAUGGGAUUCUUGGCAAAACCCAUAGAAAUGAUAACUGGAUUGAUCAUGAUUUCAUCUGAAGAAGGAGCCAUGACAUCACUUUAUUGUGCUACCAGUCCGGAAAUUAUUGAAAAAAAUUUAAGAGGAAAAUAUUUUGUACCAAAUGGAAAAUUAAGUAACCCCGAAAAAUCAGGAACUGAUGAGGAUUUGGCUUUAAAAUUAUGGAAAUACUCGGAAGAAUUAAUUAAUAAAAAAUUGAAUUCUUAA
This is a messenger RNA of Diversispora eburnea, 1113 nucleotides long. Lineage: Eukaryota; Fungi; Glomeromycota; Glomeromycetes; Diversisporales; Diversisporaceae. The record is from the annotation of a GenBank genome assembly.